Molecule: messenger RNA, 420 nt
Organism: Myiozetetes cayanensis
Lineage: Eukaryota; Metazoa; Chordata; Aves; Passeriformes; Tyrannidae
Gene: NDUFAF8
Product: NADH:ubiquinone oxidoreductase complex assembly factor 8
Exons: 3
Coding region: 23-235 (70 amino acids)
Biological process (GO): mitochondrial respiratory chain complex I assembly
Cellular component (GO): mitochondrion
Source: RefSeq, a predicted model, not a curated record
UGGCGGCGCCCAUGCGGUGAGGAUGUCGGGGCGCGGUGUGUGGCUGCGGGCGCGGGCGCGGCUCCGGCGCUUCCCGGCGGCGCUGGCGGCGUGCGGGGACCAGGCCGCGGCCUACGGGCGGUGCGUGGCGGCGGCGGCGGCCGGGCCGGCGGAGCUGCGGCGGGACACGUGCCUGCAGGAGUUCCAGGCGCUGCGGGAAUGCUUCGCCCGGGCGGCGAAGGCGACACCAAAGUGACCCCAUAGUGUCACCCCCGCGAGAUUCUCCGGAGGACUCAAACCCUCAAACGCACCGGUUUGCCCUCAAAUGACGGAACACCCCCCCACCUCGCUCCCGGGGCUCCCGGAGGAGGAGCAGCCCCGGGCUGGGUGAGGGUCACAGAUCUAUAUUUAUUAAAAAAAAAAAAAAAUUUGCGAUCAAAA